Aspergillus calidoustus is the source of this 420-nucleotide messenger RNA. Lineage: Eukaryota; Fungi; Ascomycota; Eurotiomycetes; Eurotiales; Aspergillaceae. The record is from the annotation of a GenBank genome assembly.
AUGGAUGACCAUAUCACACAACGUCUAUCGAUCAUUAUCAAAAAUAAUCUACACCAAGGCGGUACUAUCGCGGUUAGAAACACCUUAGUAACGCGUGGCGAACCAUACAACAGAUGCCGGAAGCCAACCCUGAUGGCGCCUGAAGAUGUGAAUAAGUUAGUGAUAUGUCAUGGCGAGGAAGGGACGGCAUCAUUCUGUGGAAGUGCAGUCUACGGCUUGGGAGUCGAAGGCAGCUUGGAUUUAUACCAUGGAGACUCUCGAAUAGCAUCACUGCACUGGAAUGGUCCCUGGGCCCGGACUGGAAAUCAGUUUGAGGUGACAAACGUUAACAGUGCAAAGUAUCUAGUCAAUAUUUCUGGUAUCCCUAGUCACGGGGUUCUAGGAGACGUCUCCGUUAUUGUAACAGAGGCUGCUUGUUAG